AUGAAGCUCCUCGGACGAUUACCACACAAAGGGGAGCUUGGAUGGGUAACGCUGAUCCCGGAAGAAGCUGAAGAUAUGUGGCACCUAUACAAUUUGAUUCGCGUCGGCGACUCUGUUCAGAGCAAAACAAUGCGCAAGGUGGUCAGCGAAUCGAACACCGGUUCGACGAUGGCGCAACGUGUGAUCUUGAGGCUCACCAUUGCAAUUGAGACGAUAGACUAUGAUCCGGGAGAGUCGGCCUUGCACUUGAAGGGCAAAAAUUUGGAAGAGAAUGAGCAAGUGAAACUGGGGCAAUAUCACACCCUCGACCUGGAGCCGGGCAGAAAAUUCAAAUUGACAAAGGACGAAUGGGACCUCAUGGAUAUCGAGCGACUACAAGAAGCUCUGGAUCCGGCCACACAAGCUGAUGUCGCGGCGGUUGUACUCCACGAGGGAUUGGCACAUGUCUGCUUGCUCACACCAGCCAUGACUCUAGUAAGAGCAAAGAUUGAUAUGCAGGUGAUCAAAUGCUGUUUAAUAGCUGCUCGCGGCUUUUUGAAUCAACAAUUCUUGACACAUCUCAUCAAUUUUGCUGAUGGCCAAGGCAAGAAAUUUACCGGGGAGCAAAAGGGCAAAUUUGUCUUGGCGCACGCAUCUAGCGGCUUCAAGCAUGCCCUGAAAGAAGUACUUGAAGACACGAAAGUUGCCGCCCGGUUGGCAGAGACAAAGGCACAAGGCGAAGUGAAAGCGUUAAAACAAUUCUUCGAUUUGAUGGCCAACGAUCCUGACCGCGCGUAUUAUGGCUACAAGCACGUACUCAAAGCAAACGAGGAAAACGCAAUCGAAACAUUGAUGCUGGCCGACUCCCUCUUCCGGUCUCAAGAUAUCGCCACACGAAAAAAAUACAUCAAAUUGGUGGAAAGUGCGCGAGAAAAUAAUGCAACCGUCCUGAUCUUCUCCUCGAUGCACGUCAGCGGCGAGCAGCUAGCAUUAUUAACCGGUUGCGCGGCAAUAUUAAGGUUCGGCAUGCCCGAGCUUGACGAUGAAGCCAUGAGCGACGAUGAGCAAAAA
Molecule: messenger RNA, 1050 nt
Organism: Mesorhabditis spiculigera
Lineage: Eukaryota; Metazoa; Nematoda; Chromadorea; Rhabditida; Rhabditidae
Source: the annotation of a GenBank genome assembly